Messenger RNA from Schistocerca cancellata (South American locust), 909 nucleotides. Its product is annotated as ovarian abundant message protein-like. NCBI's taxonomy places the organism in Eukaryota, Metazoa, Arthropoda, Insecta, Orthoptera, Acrididae. The record is from RefSeq and is a predicted model, not a curated record. The coding region runs from base 1 to 909 and encodes 302 amino acids. The transcript has a single exon.
AUGGUGCCUAUGCUCGGAGUGCUGCCUUUGCAAGGAGUGCUUCCUUUGCAAGGAGUACUGCCUUCGCAAGGAGUGCUGCGUUCGCAAGGAAGGGUGCCUUCGCAGGGGGUGCUGCCUUUCCAGGGAGUGCUGCCUUCGCAAGGAGUGGUGCCUACAAACGUAGUGCUGCCUUCGCACAGAGUGCUAAUUUUGCACAGAGUGCAGCCUUCGCACGUAGUGCUGCCUUUACACAGAGUGCUGCCUUCGCAAGGAGUGCUGCCUUUGCAAGGAGUGCUCCCUCCGCAAGGAGUGCUGCCGUCGAAGGAGUGCUGCCUUCACAAGGAGUGCUGCUUUAGCACGGAGUGCUGCCUUUGCACAGAGUGCUGCCUUCGCAAAGAGUGCUGCCUUCGCAAAGAGUGCUGCCUUCACAAGAGUGCUGCCUUCGCGAGGAGUGCUGCCUUCCCAAGGAGUGCUCCCUUGGCACGGAGUGCUGCCUUCGCUAGGAGUGCUGCCUUCGCAGUGAGUGCUGCCUUCACAGGGAGUGCUGCCUUCGCAAGGAGUGCUGCCUUCGCAAGGAGUGCUGCCUUCGCAAGGAGUGUUGCCUUCGCAAGGAGUGCUUCCUUCGCAAGGAGUGCUACGGUCGCAAGGAGUGCUGCGGUCGCAAGGAGUGCUGCGGUCGCAAGGAGUGCUGCCUUCGCAAGGAGUGCUGCCUUCGCAAGGAGUGCUGCCUUCGCAAGGAGUGCUGCCUUCGCAAGGAGUGCUGCCUUCGCAGGGAGUGCUGCCUUCACAAGGGGAACUGCCUUCGCUAGGAGUGCUGCCUUCGCUAGGAGUGCUGCCUUCGCAAGGAGUGCUGCCUUCGCAAGGAGUGCUGCUUUCGCAAGGAGUGCUGCCAUCGAAGGAGUGCUGCCUUCACAAGGAGUGCUGCUUUAG